AUGGCAUUGGGGCAGAAUCAUACGACAGUGACAAGAUUCAUCCUGCUGGGCCUCACAGACCAGGCAGACCAAAAACAACUCCUCUUUGCCAUCUUCCUGCUGAUCUACUCCAUGACUCUUGUGGGCAACCUGGGCAUGAUAGACCUGAUCCACGCCAGCUCUGCCCUCCACACCCCCAUGUACUUCCUCCUGAGUGUGCUCUCCUUCCUUGACAUCUGCAAUUCCUCUGUGUUUACCCCCAGGUUGCUGAUCAGCUUCCUCACCACUGACCAGUCCAUCUCCUUUGCAGGCUGUGUGGCCCAGAUGGCCCUCACGGUCCUCCAUGGUGCAGGGGAGUGUCUGCUCCUGACCAUCAUGGCCUAUGACCGAUUUGUGGCCAUCUGCCACCCUCUCCUCUACCACACCAUCAUGUCCAAGCGCUUGUGUGUCCAGCUAGUGGUGGUCACUUAUGCUAUGGGGGUGUUCUUUUCAGCUCUGCAGACAGGGAAUGCCUUCAUCUUGCCCUACUGUGGUCCCAACGUCAUUGAUCACUACUUCUGUGACAUCCCCCCAGUGCUUCAACUGGCCUGCUCAGAUACCACUGUGGCCAAUGUUAUCCUUUUCUUCUUUUCUGCCUUGGUCACUGUCCCCACAGUCUCAGUCAUCUUGGUUUCUUAUGCCUACAUUCUGGUCACAAUCUAUAAGAUGAGGUCCCUGGAGGCCCAGCGCAAGGCCUUCUCCACCUGUGCCUCCCACCUCACUGCCCUCUCCCUCUUCUAUGUGCCUCUCUUCCUUGUAUAUGUGCAACUCAACCCUGAAAGUGCUUCAGCCUAUAACAAAAUCCUGUCUGUGUUGUACACCAUUGUGAUCCCUAUGCUGAACCCCUUGAUCUACAGCCUAAGGAAUAAAGAUGUCAAGGCUGCUGUGCAAGUUAGGGUUCUUAACCUAAGCAGAAAAGAAAUUUGUUAG
Diceros bicornis minor is the source of this 948-nucleotide messenger RNA. RefSeq names its product olfactory receptor 5P55-like. The transcript has a single exon. Bases 1 to 948 code for a protein of 315 amino acids. Gene Ontology annotation, molecular function: G protein-coupled receptor activity; olfactory receptor activity; odorant binding. Lineage: Eukaryota; Metazoa; Chordata; Mammalia; Perissodactyla; Rhinocerotidae. Gene Ontology annotation, cellular component: membrane. The record is from RefSeq and is a predicted model, not a curated record. Gene Ontology annotation, biological process: sensory perception of smell; G protein-coupled receptor signaling pathway.